Leucoraja erinaceus (little skate) is the source of this 4965-nucleotide messenger RNA. Its product is annotated as cytochrome P450 2C5-like. Gene Ontology annotation, cellular component: cytoplasm; intracellular membrane-bounded organelle. The coding region runs from base 1271 to 1906 and encodes 211 amino acids. Gene Ontology annotation, biological process: xenobiotic metabolic process. The record is from RefSeq and is a predicted model, not a curated record. NCBI's taxonomy places the organism in Eukaryota, Metazoa, Chordata, Chondrichthyes, Rajiformes, Rajidae. Gene Ontology annotation, molecular function: oxidoreductase activity, acting on paired donors, with incorporation or reduction of molecular oxygen, reduced flavin or flavoprotein as one donor, and incorporation of one atom of oxygen; heme binding; iron ion binding. The transcript is spliced from 3 exons.
GGACCCGGAGAGGGGGAGGCUACAAAGAACAAAGAGGACCCGGCGUAGGGCGGUGGAGGGGGGGGGGGGGGGGGGGGGGGGGGAGGGGCAGUAGAUAGGAUAGUUCAGUGAAGUAUUGUAACUUUGUCGGUGCCAAAACGUGGCGAGGCUUGUGUACUGCCUGGUGAGGUCUGCUGUAUGAUUUUACCGGGUUGCAUGCAAAGCAAAGCAUUUCACUGUAUUGUGACAAUAACGUAUUAUUGAAUCAUUGAAUCAUUUCUGCUGCUGUCUCUGUUUGGUGUCGUUCGCCUGACUGAGGUCAGUUGACAGGGCUCCUCACCACGGGGAGGUCGACAACAUGAGGCAUAGAUCAACAAACAGCUCAGCACAUAAUUUUCUACUGCGCUGUCCUCCCGCCACCCUGGAGGAGGGGUAGACCUCACAGCCCUCGUCAACAGCACAUUGAACUGGCUACAGCGCCUGGUGAGCGUUACAUAACUGCUGCUGCCUCAAAUGCAAGACAAAGAUUGAAUCAUUGAGGACAUUCAGAGAGCUGCAAUGUAUGAAACCUGAAAUAAAAACAGGAAAUGCCCCAGUAGGUCCGAUAGCACAUGUGGACUCAUUGGUGAAUCAGAGGUGAGAUAUAUCAGUAUCUGACCUCCAAUGAAUUCUGAAAUUUCUUUCUUUAUUCCAGAAAUCAGAAACUAUUAAAACAGAGAACAAACAGUACAGCUCAGGAAUGGGCUCUUCAGACCACAUUGCCUGUGCCCUUCGAAUGGCUGGAACAGAUAGAACACGUUUGUAGGGAUAUGGACCAAACGCAAGGGGAUGGAUCUAAUGUAGAUGGGAUAUGGAACGUGUUGGUUGGUGUGAGCAAGUUGGGCCAAAGGGUCUGUUUUCCCUCUGUGUGAUUCUACGACUUUAUGACACUAUGAGAAGGUAUAUCUCUUGGUCAGGUUCAUGGAUGGGAAAGGAUUGGAGGGAUGUGAACCAAACACAGGCAAAUGGGAUCAGAUCUAGUAGGCAAAUAGAUCAGCAUGGACAUGUCGGGCUGAAGGGCCUGUCGCUGCGCUGUAUAACUCUAUGAAGGCAUCCAAACGUGAGAAUUUGGUCCUUUGGACUACGUGUUAAUGUUUAAUUAAUUAAACUGUGUAGCACUGCUCACAGUGAAGUGUAACGUCUUUGUCUGAGCCACGGAAGACCAUUUACAGUGACGGGUCGAACUCAUCUUCACUUCUUAAGUGAAAGGAUUUCUGUUUGAUUGUUAGAGUGCGAGUAUAAUGAAUGAAUCAUGUCUUUCCUGAGCCUGUUUGUUACGGACACAGUCACACUAAUCCUUUUCGCACUUCUGGCUGUGUCCUGUCUGAUGUAUUUGUACUCUGGGUGUAAACGCUCAGUCGUUUACAAGCUGCCACCGGGUCCGUCUCCUCUGCCGCUGAUCGGGAACCUACACACACUCGACCUGAAGAUGCUGCACAGGAGUCUCACCGAGUUAUCUGAGCAGUAUGGACCUGUCUUUACCAUUCAGCUGGGGCUGGAAAAAGUGGUGGUCCUGACGGGAUACAAAGCAGUGAAGGAGGCUCUGGUGGAUCAGGCGGAUGAGUUUGCAGAGAGAGCAAAGGUCCCAGUGUUGGAAAUGCAGGCAAACGGUUACGGAAUUUCUUUUGGACAUGGAGAGUCAUGGAAACAAAUGCGAAGAUUUACUUUAAUGACAUUACGCAAUUUUGGCAUGGGCAAGAAAACGAUCGAAGAUAAGAUUACUGAGGAGGCCAAAUAUCUGGUGCAAGAAAUCGAAUCUCACCAAGGUUGGAAACGUAAUUUCAUUAUUUUGAUCACAGUAGUACCUUGUCUUGAACAAAAGGUAACACAGGGGCAUAGAUGGUCGAGCUGCUACCUCACAGUUCCAGAGAACUGGGUUCGAUCCUGACCUUCGGCCCACUUAGUCUGCACUUGACCAAUGAUCACCCAUACACUAGUUCUCUGUUAUCCCACUGUUCAUUCAAUUAGGUUGAAUUUAGUUUGGUUUAGUUUCGUUUAGCGAUACAGUGUGGAAACGGCCCCUGCAGCCCACUGAGUCCGUGCCAACCAAUGAUCACCUGUACAAUAGUUGUAUCCUACACACUAAGGACAAAUAACAAAAGCCAAUGAACCAACAAACCCGCAUGUCUUUGGAAUGUGGGAGGAAAUCGGAGCACCCGUGGAUAAAACACACAUGCGGUCACAUGGAGAACAUGCAAACUCCACACUGACAGGACCCAUAGUCAGGAUCAUACCCAGGUCUCUGGCACUGUGAGGCAGCUACCCUACCACUGUGCAGCCCCAAUGUUUUAUAAUUCUGUUUAUGGUCCUGCAUUAAAUUGUACAUUCAUUGUACAUCUCUCCCUCCCUUGCUGUCUCUGUAGCCCAGGUACACUACAUACACUGGCUCUCCCUUGUCCAUUCUACAUGUUACUUCUUCAAAAAAUUCCAGAAGAUUUCUCAAGCAUGAUUUCCCCUAUGUCAAUCCAUGCUGACUUGGACCAAUCCUGUUACUGCUAUCCGAAUGCGCCACUAUUUAAUCUUUGAUAAUUAACUCCAGCAUCUUGCGCUUGAAUGCAUUUCGUUGUCUCUGUACUGUACACUGACAAUGACAAUAAAAAUUGAAUCAGAUCUUUCUCUUUCCCCCCUUUCUUGAAAACUGCGAUAACAUUUGCUACCCUCCAAUCCACAGGAACUGAUCCAGAAUUUAUAGAACAUUGAAAAAUGAUCACCAAUGCGUCAACGAUUUCUAGAGCCACCUCCUUGAGUACCCUGGGAUGUAGACCAUCAGGCCCUGGGGAUAUAUCAGUCUUCAGUCCCAUCAGUCCACCCAACACCAUGUCCAGUUGAGGUGACGGGCCUGUUGCUGUUCUGUAUGACACUAUCAACAUAACACAGAAAAUAAGUAUGGGGUUAACAAAGUCAAUGUGGAUUUCAAGGAAGACAUUUUCUUUCCUCUUUCGUGUCUUGGCAUUGAAAUUCUUGUCUUCGCCUGUUGAACGUUGCCGGGGUUGAAUGCUUUGGUUUCACGGUCACACCGAGUAAGUGUCCGGGGACAGCUGAGUGCGGCUCCCUCCCACUUGCCACCAACGUUAGUUGCCCUGACGCCACUUUACUGAAUCCGCAGCCAAGAGGUGGCUCCUCACUCGUCGCCGCCGCCCUCGCUGACACCUUUAACUUUCAGGUUUCAGGAGGAGGGUUUAAACAGAGGCGAGUGGGGCUGAAGGUGAGAGACACUGCGGCCCGGGACCCUGAUCUGGGACGCUGACAGGAGCGAGUAGUCAAGGGGAGCCCAGAGAUGGCGUUGGGCAGCGCCUUCCCGCUGGACGCAGCCACUUUACUGAUCCUCGGCGCCCUCUCCCUCUUGCUCCUCCUUUACUUUCGCCGCGGCUCUAAGUGCCAUGGAGCGCUCAACCUGCCCCCGGGACCCCCUUGUCUGCCCAUCAUCGGUCACCUGCACCUGAUGGAUCUGAAGAAACCCCACGAGAGUCUCAUGGAGGUAAGAGGGAGCGGGAGGAGGCAGCAAUGGGGGCCCGUUGUGUUCCCCACUUGCGCCCAGCGCUUGAGAGAAGCAUCGCUGUCUCUAUGUUGCUGCCGCUUAGAUUCAUCGCCCCAGAAAUCUCAGCACUCCUGAGUUCAGUUUCACAACUUCCAUCAUUCACCGCUUGUAAUCAGAUGUUACCCGCUCAGAUAAACCCGGCAGGAUGUCCACUUCACACGGGCACAAAGUGCUGGAGUAACUGAGCGGGCCAGGCAGUAUCUCUGGAGAAAAAUGAUGGUUGAUAUUGCGCAUCGGGACCAUUCAGACUGCUUUCUCUGGAGAAUCUGCCUGACCGGCCGAGUUACUCAAGCACUUUGUGUCUCUUUUUGGUAUAAACCAACAUCUGCUGUUCAUCUUUUUAACAGGAGGUCCACUUGACCAGAUCAUCUCCAAGUCCCUGACCCACAAUUGUCUACUGAUAUUAUUAACUCUAGAUGUGAAGGAAGGAACUGCAGAUGCUAGUUUAAACCGAAGAAAGAUACAAAAUGCUGGAGUAAUUCACAAGGGCAGGCGGCAUCUCUGGAGAGAAGGAAUGCGGUGACGUUUUGGGUCGAGACCCUUCUUCUGAGCAGUUACCCAUUCCUUUCCUCCAUGGAUGCUGCCUGUCCCGCUGAGUUAUUCCAGCAUUUUGUGUCUAUCUUUAGUUAACUCCAGAGCUGUCUCCCUGAUCAUCCCUUUAGACACAUUCCGAUGCAGAACUCCCAAACUGUUUUCUGUUCACAAGCCAUCUCUUUUUCGUAUACUAGGUGGCCACAGUGGUGUAACAGAGACAGAGACCUGGGAUCGAUCCUGACCUCGGUGGCGGUCUGUUUGGAGUUUGUACAUUUUCCCUCUGACCUUGCCUUUUCCACAUUGCUAGCAAAUUUGCCAUACACUCAUACCAAAAAUGCAACAAGACGCACAACUACAUAAAUGUUAACAGAAAUAUCCACCGCAGCGGCUCCCCCACGUUCCUCCCUGUAAUGGAAGGCAAUAAAGUAUUGUCUUCUUUCCUCCUUAUUCUCCUAUGGACGGGGCAGUCGAACCAUCUGCAGUCUGGGCGAUUGAAGCUCCCACAGUCGGCGAUCGAAGCUCCCGCGAUCGUGGUGGUCGAAGCUCCUACAGUUGGAGCUCCCAAAGUCGGUCCCUAACCAAGGGACCGCGAUCUCCACGAUGUUAAGUCUGUAGGCUCCCGCGGUUGGAGCUCCCAAAGUUGAUCCCCAGCAAGAGGCCGCCAGCUCCACGAUGUUGGGCCGCAGCGCGGACAAGAUACAAGAUACCAGAUACAUUUAUUUGUCACAUGUACCAUUUGGUACAGUGAUAUGUGUGGUCGCCAUACAGCCAUACAAAUAAUAAAGAGCACCGAAUACGAUAGUCUUUAACACAGACAUCACCACACAAUGGGAUCAAAAUUUCCCACUUAACAACAGACUGAAAACAACAAAAGA